AUGGAGCGCGACGAUAUUAGCAGCACAAACAGUACUGAUGACAACUCUUCGGACACUUGGAGUUUGAUAGAGGAGGAAGAUGGAGGAACACCAUUGUCUCCAGAGGAGAUGAUGAUGAAGCGAGAGAGGAUGAGACAACAGACUGUAAACGAGAUUGUCAAGACAGAGACAAGUUAUGUUAGGGAUCUAAAGCUGAUAGCUAAAUUGUUUAUCGAUCCAAUCAGAAGCAAGAUCUCACAACAAGAAUACAACGAUGUAUUCGGAUGUACAGAGCGUAUAUUAGAUCAACAUAGAGAUAUACUAGUUGAGUUUGAAAGCAUUCCAACUCGUAGCCCUACCCAACAGAACAUUGGAGAGGUGUUGUAUAAAUCAUUCAAUCACAAGGACUUUACCAGCCUUUAUGUAUCAUUCUGCAAGCACCAGGACACUUGCCAGCUGGCAUUCGAUCGACUUAGAGCCAACUCAAAGGUGUUUGCCACAUGUAUAGACAAUGCCAAGCAGAACUAUCUGUGUCGUGGCCUGACGUUCCCGAUGCUGAUCAUCAAGCCCGUGCAGAGGAUCACCAAGUACCCUCUGUUGCUGAGGUCGCUGAUGGAGAAUACUCCGCAGGACUUUAGCGAUUUCAAGGCACUGCAGCAGGCAUACAACAAGAUCAACUUUGUGUUGGAGGAGGUCAAUCAUCAGAAACGUCUGUUGGACGAGUCCAUCUUCAAUGCGAUUAAGCUCAAGGAGAUCGAAAACAACCUGAGCUAUGACGACAACAGACCAAACGAGUGUACCACCCGUCGAUUCAUCAAAGAAUCCCUGAUAUCCAAGGGUCAUGAGAAGGAAUCCCUUCGUUGUAUAUUAUGUAGUGACAUAUUGAUAAUUGCCAAGAAUAAGAAGAAGAUGGCCACAGUGAAGAGAGUGAUUGUACUUAAUAGAGUAUUGGUGAGGAAUAAGGUGGAGACUAUUUAUGGAUCAACACGUGGAUUCGAGAUGCUCCUGCCAGAGAAGGACGACAAGAUCAAACGAUUCUACUUUGCUCACGAGUCGGAGAAGAAUGAGUUCUUCCAAAUGAUCUACCAACACUCCAAUAUGAACCUCCUCGACAAGUCUUGGCUGGUCAAGUACAAGACAUUCUUGGACAAGUGCUCGUCUUAUGGUGACCCGGCGGCAGUGGCUGCAGCAGAGGCAGCCAGUCUGCGCGACUUUGGAUGCAGCUCACUCAAGGGCUUCAAGAGUCUGAAUAACUUUGCCAACUCCGGUUACACCCUGGAACAGAUGCAGCCCAGGCGACAACAGCAGCCGGUGCCCAUGCUACAGGACAUCUUUCGCAAGUCGACCAGCGACGUCAACUCGCUCGUUAGUCCGACUUCGCAGGAUGUUGGUGAUCACUUCUUGUCGCCACCUUGCUCAUCAUCGUCCUCCUCCACUCCACAUGCCUACACACCAACUUUCUCGUCAAUCUCACCAGCAAUCAACAGUCACUCAUACAACAGCAACAGCAUAUCCCCGUCGAGCUCGUCCACGUCAGUGUCUCGGGCGGCCAACUCAAACACCCCCAGCACCAACUUCACCAGGGCUUCUUCAUUCCCCUCUUUGUCGCAAAGCAAUGAGGAGAUGAGACAUAGUCCUAAGAAGAUGCCACAGACCAUAUCCUCGAUCACCUACACGUCGAUGGAGGAGAAGGAGUACGAACUGCAACAGGCAGCUGCGCAACAUCAACAACACCCAAUCAUACCACCGCGCCCGUCAACACUGGGCGUGGACAGUCGGUCGUCGACGCCGUCCUCAACAGGACGCUACUCACCCCUGACAGGCAGCUUUGAGAACCUCGAGCAAGAGGUCAAUUCAAGCAAGUCGCCCAACAGGAUGGCGCCACCCAUCCCCGCACGCACUGGUGCGGCGUUGCCACCACCCCCUCCACUGCCGCCCGCUUUGAACCUGCCGAUCUCUGCGAUGGUCAUCUCUCUGCCACCGCCCCCGCCCCCACUCCUUUCGCCACCGACCGGCAUGGACUUGACGUCGCCGCCCAAGUUCGAGACUGGUCGACCAAGGAUGCAGGGAGGUUCAUUCAAUGUUCCGACGCCAGUGAGCGGAGUGGCCCUGAAGCGACCACAUAGCUACUCGAGUCCAAUCCCACCCACAACUACCACCAACAACAUCAACAAUGUACAUACAUCAGCGUUUAACAAGAUGAUGACGAGUAGGCCACCUAUACCAAUGGUACCUCCUCCAUCUUCAUCUUCAUCAUCAUCAUCACCUAGCAGUGGUGGUAAACCAUUGUUAGGAGGUGGAAGGAUGCCACCACCCCCACCAUCAAUCAAUACCAAGACUCGAUCACUGACACCAGUGUCUGCCAAGGCACCAGUUCAUACCUAG
Acytostelium subglobosum LB1 is the source of this 2364-nucleotide messenger RNA. RefSeq lists its product as hypothetical. Gene Ontology annotation, molecular function: guanyl-nucleotide exchange factor activity. Bases 1 to 2364 code for a protein of 787 amino acids. Gene Ontology annotation, cellular component: cytoplasm. The transcript is spliced from 3 exons. The record is from RefSeq and is a predicted model, not a curated record. Lineage: Eukaryota; Evosea; Eumycetozoa; Acytosteliales; Acytosteliaceae.